AUGUCUGCGAAUAAUAAUCAAACUCAAAAUUUAAAAAUAUUAAAAUUACAAUUACAAAUUGAGCGGGAAAAAACCAAACAAAUACGAAUACAAGAAAAAGAAGCAACCAAACGAAAAAGACUUGAAGAAAAAGAAGCGACCAAACGAAUAAAACUCAAAGAAAAAGAAGAAACCAAACGAAAACAAAUAAAUGAAGAAGAAUUUACCAAACGCAUGAAACCAGAACUCGUACUAUCAUUAUCAAAGGCGAAGAAUUCGGCACCAGCGCCAAAUUCUAUAUCAACAAACGAAGGCACGGCUAGUUCAUCUUCUUCUUCAUCUGAUUCUUCCGAUGAUUCGGAAGAGUGUUAG
Rotaria sp. Silwood1 is the source of this 351-nucleotide messenger RNA. NCBI's taxonomy places the organism in Eukaryota, Metazoa, Rotifera, Eurotatoria, Philodinida, Philodinidae. The record is from the annotation of a GenBank genome assembly.